UUAGGUGACAUUAAUAUACCCGCAGCUUGGGAUGCACCACCGCUGAGGCUACCAGGAAAACAAUAUCCGGUAGUGAUAUUCUCUCACGGUUUAGGAGGGUGUCGUACAUCUUAUACUACAUUUUGUUUAGAGCUGGCUUCCCAAGGUUAUGUUGUGGCGGCCCUGGAACACAGGGAUUAUUCUGCAUGUAUGUCAUUCUUCUAUGAACGGCAGUCAAGUGCUACUGACAAAAAUCUAACUGACCAUUCAAGCUGUCAAGAGAAACUGGUGAAGCGGUGGAUGCUGUUUCGCAAAGUUAAACAAGGAAAAGGAGAAUAUUCAAUAAGGAAUCAACAGGUUCACCACAGAGCAAAAGAGUGUAGUUUGGCGUUGAACAUAUUGAGUGCCAUAAAUGCAGCGGAACCAGUCGCAAAUGUGUUAGAUACUUCCAAGCUUCCACUAGAGUCCUUCAAAGGCAUGCUGAAUUUGGGAAAAGUUUCGGUUGCUGGACAUUCCUUCGGAGGAGCAACAGUUAUAGCUACAAUGGCAACAGAUAAACGCUUUAAGGCAGGAUUAGGACUUGAUACCUGGAUGCUACCAUUUACAGAAGAAACUUCAAUCUUCCGAAAAGUUCAACAGCCAAUGCUUUUCAUUAAUAUGGAGAAGUUUCAAACAAGAGCAAAUCUGAAGGUGAUGAAAAUGAUGGAAUCUACAAAGUCUCUGCGUGUAAUCAUCACUCUAAAGGGAACAGUUCAUCUUAAUCAAUGUGAUGUGCCAUUUUUAUGUGAUAAAACAAUGAGGCGAUUGUUUGGAGCCCAUUCAAAUUUAAACCGGUUUACAGCAAUGAAUCUCACAACCGCAUUGUCAAAUGUUUUUCUAAGCAAACAAUUAGGUAUACACGUUGAUGUCAAACACGAUGCAUAUAUAUUAAACCAUCGACAUGUAUUGAAAGAGGGAAUUAAUGUAGCAUAAAAUUUCAGGAACUGUAUAUAUUUCUUCAUAUAAACACCUAACUCAAUUACCUUUAGAGAUAAAGGUAGGCGAUGUUAAGAUGUUUAUUAAAAUUAACACAAGGCAAUAACUACCCACCAAAUGAAUAUCUACAUAUCCAUGAUUAUACAAAAUUUUUAAAAUGUGCAUUUGUUUUAAUUUAAUCUUCAUUUUCCAAGUUUAACCAAUAAAUCUGAAUAAUGACAGAAAUUAGAAACUAAAUUGGAAGAAAUAACAAAUAAAAGUUUUAACUGAUCCAUAUACUUUAACAGUUUCUUUUAUGCACCUAAACAUGCUAGAUAACUAGUCAGUACCAUUCUUAAAGUUUAAUUAUUAGUUACAAGUUAUCUAUACCACCAGAUAACAUUAAGAUUAAUGGUUCUUAAAUAGAAAUUGUGCAAAAAUUAUUGGAGGAUGCAGGGACAUUUAAAAAUUUUACUUUUAUGAAUAGAUAGAUAAUUAGAGAUUUUAUUUAUAUAAACAAUAGGUAUUUUUUUAUAGUUCAUAUACAAUGCAAGCAGUCUCGUGGCUAUUUGUUAAUUCUUUUCUACAUACAUGCCAUAAAAUAGAGUUCUUUACUUUUUCACUUUAGAUCCCUUUAAAUUUCUUCCUAACUACAUUGGAAUAUUUCAAACAUUAAUUUUUUAUUCAAGUGCUGGAAUCAUGAACUAUUUCAUCUGACUAAAAAAGGUUAUGAAGGUUAUGAAUAACACAAUUUUGAGCAACCCUAAUUUAGAUCAUUUUUUUUUUGUUUCUUUUUUACAGUUUAACAAAGACUCUAUGUAUAUUUAAUGAUAAGAAAUGUAACUUAUGUAAAUACUGUAUAUAUCUGUUUUCACUGAAAGAAAAAUGUAUGUUAUAAAGCAUUUUCUUGCACUGUAUAAUAUGUCUUUUUUCCUUUUUUUUUAAAUAAAUGCUUUG
This is a messenger RNA of Stegodyphus dumicola, 1890 nucleotides long. Its product is annotated as platelet-activating factor acetylhydrolase-like. Lineage: Eukaryota; Metazoa; Arthropoda; Arachnida; Araneae; Eresidae. Gene Ontology annotation, molecular function: 1-alkyl-2-acetylglycerophosphocholine esterase activity. The record is from RefSeq and is a predicted model, not a curated record.